CGCAGCUACCCCUGCGGGAGCACCGCUCCUCUCCGCACCUGCCCCGGCGGGGAGCACCGCACCACACUGUUCCGCACCUGCUCCGCGGGGUGCACCACAACCGCUCCGCACCUGCCCCGCCGGGGAGCACCGCUCAGCUCCGCAGCUGCGUCGGCAGGGUCCCGUCCCCAUCCCAUUCCUCGUGCAGGCCCUGAGGGGGCAGCAGCUGCCCCUCUUUAUUUUAGGGCAGCUCCUUGGCUCCAAGGGCAAAUCCCUUCGAUAGCAUGCGGGGCUUCACCGUCUGGGACUACGUGAUCUUUGCGGCCAUGCUGCUGGUCUCGGCUGUCAUCGGGGUCUACUACGCAUUCGUGGGAGGGGGACAGAAGACAUCUAAGGACUUCCUCAUGGGGGGCCGCAGCAUGAGCGCCCUUCCCGUUGCACUCUCCCUCACAGCCAGCUUCAUGUCAGCUGUCACCGUGCUGGGCACCCCUGCCGAGAUCUACCGCUACGGUGCCAUCUUCUGCAUCUUUGCCAUCACCUACGCACUGGUGGUGCUGUGCAGUGCCGAGAUCUUCCUGCCAGUCUUCUACAAGCUGGGUAUUACCAGCACCUACGAGUAUUUAGAGCUUCGAUUUAAUAAAUACCUGCGCCUCUGUGGAAUGGUCCUCUUCAUUAUACAAACGACCUUAUACACUGGUAUUGUCAUUUAUGCUCCAGCUUUAGCACUGAAUCAAGUCACUGGCUUCGACUUGUGGGGUGCAGUGGUGGCAACUGGUGUGGUCUGCACUUUCUAUUGCACACUGGGCGGUCUGAAGGCAGUGGUGUGGACAGAUGUUUUCCAGGUUGGAGUUAUGGUAGCUGGAUUUUCAGCUGUCAUUAUAAGAGCUGUGGUGGUUCAGGAGGGAAUUGGACGCAUUGUAAACGAUUCUUACUACGGAGGAAGAUUAAACUUCUGGGAGUUUGAUCCCAAUCCUUUGCAAAGGCACACUUUCUGGACGAUUAUUAUAGGUGGGACUUUCACAUGGACUGGCAUAUAUGGAAUCAACCAGUCUCAAGUACAGAGAUACAUUGCAUGCAAAAACAGGUUCCAUGCAAAAUUGUCCCUCUAUAUCAACCUGGUGGGCCUCUGGGGGAUACUGGCUUGUGCAGUGCUGUGUGGCCUGGCCCUCUACUCCAUCUACAAGGACUGUGACCCAUGGACAUCAAAGCAGGUGUCAGCAGUUGACCAGCUAAUGCCAUACCUAGUGCUGGAUAUUCUCCACGAUUUUCCAGGAGCGCCAGGGCUUUUUGUGGCUAGUGCCUACAGUGGGACAUUAAGUACAGUGUCCUCCAGCAUCAAUGCUUUGGCUGCCGUGACUGUCGAAGACCUCAUCAGGCCAUACUUCAGAUCCCUCUCUGAAAAGAAGCUGUCGUGGAUUUCCAUGGGAAUGAGCCUGUUUUAUGGUGGAGUCUGCAUUGCUAUGGCUGCAGUGGCAUCUUUCCUGGGAGCCUUGUUGCAGGCAGCACUCAGCAUUUUUGGCAUGGUUGGUGGUCCCCUUUUAGGACUGUUUGCCUUGGGAAUCCUCUGCUCCUUUGCAAAUGGAAUUGGUGCAUUUGUGGGUCUUGUCAGUGGCUUUGUUAUUUCACUUUGGGUUGGAAUUGGAUCUCAGAUUUAUCCUCCACUCCCAGAGAGGACCAAACCUCUAUCUCUCUCAACUAUAGGCUGUAAUAUAUCCUCAGGAAAUUUGACAGCAACAGAAAACCCAUUAACAACAAUCUUCUACACACCGAGUGCAGAGAGGCCUGCCCUGGCAGACAACUGGUAUUCCUUGUCUUAUCUCUACUUCAGCACACUUGGGACACUUACCACAGUAGCUGUGGGAAUAAUUAUCAGCCUCCUAACAGGAGGACUUAAGCAGAACACAGAUCGUAAAUUCCUGCUGACUAAGGAAGAUUUCCUGUCUAACUUCUCAUGGUCUAAAUCUGAGACACCAGAGAAAGUGGAAGCGUUGAACUGGAAACCAUUUACCACGACAGCUGAAGGAACUGACAACCCUGCUUUCAGCCACAUUGAAAUGGAUGUUGCAAGCAAUAAGAACAAAGUCAAUGGCCUUCAUAUAUGACAUAGGGCCCUGUCAGCCCUUGAGGGCAGUUUUGUUCAUAUAAGGCACUAUUGACAGUCCUAUGCUGGGUCAGUUACCAGCCCUGCAGGGGUAAUGGGCAGCCGUCUGCUGAGCUUUGUUGCACUGUCACCCUUGCAUGACCUUGAUAUUAGUCAAGAAAGGAAUCAGGUCUUUCUUGCACAUCCUCACCCUCUCUUUCUCACUCUGAAUCUUGGUGACAGGGCUUAAGGCAAUGUCUAUAUGUGAAUUAUUUACCUGAUAUUCUUGAGCUUCCUGGAAAAUAUCUGCAUUUGAUCUCAGUUCAUUCUCAGAGUAAAUUUUUUAUUUGGUAAUUGCACUGUUCCCCCAGACAUAGUUGGUUUUCUGGUUUCUUUUUUUUUUGACUUUUUUUCUUUUAAGAGACUGAAAGUAUAAAGACAUUAGGGCUGCGGGACCUUAACAGGUUGAAAGAAACAGUGGGGCUUUUUUUGAUACAGGAGGUGCAUAUAAUGCCAUCUGAUUAAUUUGUAGAACUGAGAAUGUAUUUAUUUUGCUGUUUUUUUGGGUAUAUGUUUGUUUUUAUUAAGCUAUUUCUUCCCUGGUUUCUAGCAUCUCCUUGUCUGUGCUCACUGCUGGAAGCUACAAGAGUGUCUCUGGUGAUGGGUAGAGGCAAAACUCAGUAACAUACUUCCCUUCAUUCCCCAUCUCCCUCAUCUGCCCUGUUUUACCAUUACAGAGCUGGUUCUCACAAACGAAAAGAGCUAUUUGGGCUUUUUAUUCAGUGCCAUACAGCAGAACCACAGUAGUCUUUCACUUCUUGCUCAGUGUUCUGGCCUAGGACCAGUCUUGCACUGGGCUGGGCAUAGUGCAGCGGAGAUGUUAAUGCAAGAACAGGGCCCUGUUUCCUCUACAGGAUAAGAGGGAAGACUGCAUCUGCAGUUACCACUGCUGUUAUCUGUGGAGCUGUGAGCUGAAACUUUAUGUAGCCAUUUGUAUUCAGGCAGUCCCUCUUGUUUCUCUGGGGAUUCACUUUCAAGUUUGGUCCAGAUCAGGCUAGAGCAUGUUGUGUGUUUUGGCAGGCAAGCAAUGUCCACUGUGCAAUCCCCAGGACAGGGAAGGCAUUGCAGAGGAUGUCAUUUGAUGAAGGCUUCUCUGGGGCUGCAAGGCAUGGGAUGACUUACCCUCUGGCUAGGCUGCCAAGAGAAGCUGAACAGCAUAUCCACUCCAGACUGUGGUGCUGGUGGUUUUGAAGAGUGAAAAACCCCGAUUGCUUCACACCCCCCAUGUGCUUUCUGGUAAGGCAGGGAACAGAUGUUGACCCACUGUUGUUUUUCUAUUGCAUAAGAUGAACUGACAGUAUCAGAAAACAUUAGGAAUUAAAAAUGGGGUCCAAGGAGAAAACCUGUGCUAGAGGAGUAUGAGUACAGGUCAGACACUGUAUGGGGUUCCCAUCAGGGGCAUAUCUUCAUCAGCUAACUCAGUGCAAAACUAUGUGACAGAGACAGAUUUCCCCUUUGCCUCCUGAUUCACUGGUUUGCAUGGUCCAAUCCAGAGUUUAGGGACAGACCCUUAUCCCCAUUCCUCUGCUGCAGCUCCAUAACUAGCUAAGUGCUGAAAACACUGUGUAGAAGGGCUGUGAAUGAGCCGGAGAGAUCCCAUGAAUUGUGUCUUGUGUUCCUAUAUCUGAAAUCUGAGACAAACUAUAGCAUCCUGAAUAAAGUCUUCUAGGACAGGGAUCUCUGUGCUGGGACUAUCCUAGUCACUCCGAGAUAACUAGUCUACUGACUGAAAGAGCUGGCUAUGCUUCCCAAGUCUCAGACAAUAAGUGCAGCUCAUUCAGCCUUGUGCCUUGUCUUCAUGACACAGAAAUAGAUACUGCAUUUUGUGCAAAGGAAUAGUUCUUGAGCCUUGGAAUAUAGUAAUUUGUACCUACCAGGUACUUUCAGCCCGCAAACCUGAAAAAACGUAAGUACUGGUAUCUCCACACUGCUGCAGAGUGCUGAAAUGAAGAGGACUGGUGUGACCCUUCAUACCUGUGCUUUAUGGCACAGAGUAAGCUGUGGACAGAGAGAACAGAAGCCUGUAGCAAGCCCUUGCCUGCUGGUAUGGCUACAGUCCUCUCAACACAAAUGACGAACUCCCAUCUGAAUAUUCUUCUCAGGAGAGAUCACUGCUGUGUUAAGCAGCAUCACUGUGGCCUUUGCGGCACCACUCUGUGCUGAGAUCACUGUUUGUGCUGUAAUUGAUACUGCCUUAAACCGUCUGGGAUGAUCUGUGACUUCUACCUGUUUCGUUCAUGAAGACUCAUCUUCUCAGUUAUCAUAGUUAAAAAACGUAGCACCACAGAGGUUUUUUUUUUUUU
Messenger RNA from Melopsittacus undulatus (budgerigar), 4422 nucleotides. RefSeq names its product solute carrier family 5 member 8 (gene SLC5A8). Gene Ontology annotation, biological process: sodium ion transport; propanoate transmembrane transport. The record is from RefSeq and is a predicted model, not a curated record. Gene Ontology annotation, molecular function: organic acid:sodium symporter activity. Gene Ontology annotation, cellular component: membrane; extracellular exosome. NCBI's taxonomy places the organism in Eukaryota, Metazoa, Chordata, Aves, Psittaciformes, Psittaculidae. The coding region runs from base 264 to 2081 and encodes 605 amino acids. The transcript has 15 exons.